This is a messenger RNA of Vicia villosa (hairy vetch), 783 nucleotides long. RefSeq lists its product as uncharacterized. NCBI's taxonomy places the organism in Eukaryota, Viridiplantae, Streptophyta, Magnoliopsida, Fabales, Fabaceae. The transcript has a single exon. The record is from RefSeq and is a predicted model, not a curated record. Bases 1 to 783 code for a protein of 260 amino acids.
AUGGUUGUUGGAAGGAACGAUGAUGCCAUUGUUGAUGCAUUGAGGAUGUUGGCUGGAUCUCUUGGUCAGAUUCCUCAUGUGAAUGCCGGUAAUCGGAAUGGUGAUGAUGACGAGUUUCGUGCUUUGGGGAAGUUCCAGAGGAACAAUCCGCCUAUCUUUAAGGGAGAGCAUGAACCUGAUAAGGCACAAGCUUGGUUAAAGGCAAUUGAGAAUAUCUUCCAGGUCAUGAAUUGUACUGAUGCGCAUAGAGUGAAGUUUGGUACUCACAUGCUCGAGAAAGAAGCUGAGGAUUGGUGGAGUAAUACUGCUCAGAGAUUUGAAGAAGAGGGUAUUCAGAUUACUUGGGAUCUUUUUCGUGAUGCUUUUCUGGAGAACUAUUUUCCGAAAUAUUGUCGUGGAAAGAAAGAGGUGGAAUUUCUUAAACUGAAGCAAGGGAAUGGAACUGUAGUGGAGUAUGCUGCAAAAUUCCAAGAGUUGAUCAAGUAUUGUCCCCAUUAUAAUAUUAUGAAUGCUGAGAGGUCGAAGUGCUUGAAGUUUUUGAACAGUUUGAGGCAUGACAUUAAGAAGGCUAUUGAUUACCAAAUGAUUACUCGUUUUGCGGAGUUGUUUAACAAGAGUCGGACUUAUGAUGAAGAUAGUAGAGAGAGUGCUUCUCACUACAAGGCUUCGAAUGAUGGAAAAGGAAAAGGUCAAUACCGUGGGAAACCGUAUGAUGAUAAGAAGAAGAAAUCUGGUUAUGGCGGAAAGCCAAGUGGGGGAGGAACUAGUGCUCCGGUUAAGUGA